Magnolia sinica is the source of this 1963-nucleotide messenger RNA. RefSeq names its product zinc finger protein GIS2-like. Lineage: Eukaryota; Viridiplantae; Streptophyta; Magnoliopsida; Magnoliales; Magnoliaceae. Gene Ontology annotation, molecular function: nucleic acid binding; zinc ion binding. The transcript is spliced from 3 exons. The record is from RefSeq and is a predicted model, not a curated record. The coding region runs from base 1061 to 1762 and encodes 233 amino acids.
AUGAUGCGUGGACACCUGUUCCUGUUGGGGCCUUGGUUUGGUAUGGCGGGGGCCCAGCUUCCACUGUAUAGUUCUUUUUGUGGGCCCCACUGUGGAUGGGAGAUGCUUCCAGAAGCGUCCCUGUUGGAGCUAGCCAUUUGAUCUUUGUCCAGCCAAUGGAUGAUUAGUAAAUUUUAAGCGGGUGGUUCUCAUGAAAUUGAGAAUUAAGUCAUCUGAGUGGAUGUCUGGGAUUGCUUGAUAGUGGGCUUUUUUAAUCCAUUACCUAUCCAAGAUGAAGUGAAUGGUCUGGAUCACUGGAAAAGGUGGACCCCUGCCAGCUGCAUGGAGUGCUGGGCCAAACCAAUACACUGCACACUACUAGUUCAGGCCAAGCAUUCGGUGUUUUUGUAGCAGGUGGUUUUGGUUUCUUAUGUUGUUGGCCUUGCUGUUUUAAGGUUCUAUUUGGACAAUACCCGGUUCGAUAUCAGAGACGGGCUUUCCUAUACAGAAAAAUGUCUCUUUUUUAUUUUUUGCUAACGGGUUUUGGAUCUCUAUGUGGAAAGAUUUUCCAAGAAUGGGGAAUCACAUCAAUGGAAAUUUAUUGGAAGUUGAGGUGAAGGUUGAGACUGAAGUUAGGGAUGUUUGCUUUGUUUUCUGAUUGUGUUGGAGAUUGGCGUUUCUUUAUUUUGUUUUGGUAAUAUUGGAGCGGUGUUUCUGUACUACUUACUAUUAUUGGAGUGGGUGGUUGUUGGGGUAUUUCUUACAUUAAUGGAGUUCAAAAUGCCUUUUUGAUUCAAUUUCUUUCAAUUGUCGAGUCCUUCAUUUUUCUUAAAUUUUACUUUUUGAUUGGUUCGGGGUUCUGUAUUGAAUUGCGGAGCGUACGGAAAGUUAGGGUUUUGCAAGCUUCGGAAUGUUGGAGUCAUUGGAGGUGGAUUUGGACUGAUUGGAGGUGGCUUGGUUUUGUGGGUGAUAUGGACAGGGAGUAGGAGAAACAGUUGGUGGUUUUGGAUCUGUGGGUUCCUGUUGCUGGUGGUGGUUUUGAGUCUGUGGUGUUGGAGUUCUUUUUGGUGGUUUUUCCAGUAUGAGUGCGGAUAGCAGCAGGAGCCCUCCGCGAGUACGGCGGAUUCGGAGCACCGAGCGUUCGUUGUACCGUGAUGCUCCAUAUAGGAGGGAUCGUCGCAGUUACAGGCAAGAUUAUCUUUGCAACAACUGUAAACGACCGGGGCAUUUUGCAAGAGACUGUCCAAAUGUCCUCGUCUGUAACAACUGCGCCCUCCCUGGGCAUAUUGCAGCUGAGUGCACCUCAGAGACUGCGUGCUGGAACUGCAAAGAGCCGGGCCAUGUUGCUGGCCAGUGCAACAAUGAUCCCAUCUGCCACACAUGCGGGAAAAGGGGCCACCUUGCUCGUGAAUGCUCUUCAUCUGUCUUACCCGCUUUUGACACCAGGCUCUGCAACAACUGCUACAAGCAGGGCCACAUUGCUGCUGAUUGCACCAAUCAGAAGGCAUGCAACAACUGCCGCCAGACUGGUCACCUUGCCCGUGACUGCCCGAAUGAACCUGUCUGCAACAUCUGCAAUGUAUCGGGCCAUGUAGCACGCCAGUGUCCCAAGUCUAGCCUUGCAUCUGAGAUCACAGGUGGGCCAUUCCGUGACAUUGUUUGCCGCAUAUGCAAUCAGCCUGGUCACAUUAGCCGCGACUGUGUGGGCAUCGUCAUCUGCAGCAACUGUGGUGGUCGUGGACACCUUGCUUUCGAGUGCCCAUCAGGCCGGAUGCUCGAUUGAGGAUUCCGCAGGUAUUGAUUUUGUGCAGAGAACUAUUCGCCUGCUCCUUUGUGGCAGGAGCCUCUCAUGAAUUUUGAAAGAGAGUUGAUUGAUUAAGUGGGGGUAGAUGGGGAUUUUAUGGUAGAAAGCUGUUGAGGAUAUUUCUUUAGUUGUAUUCCUUGUAAUGACUUUUUUGGACCCUGGAGUGCACUUUCUUUUCCU